This is a messenger RNA of Venustampulla echinocandica, 1455 nucleotides long. RefSeq names its product WD40 repeat-like protein. Gene Ontology annotation, molecular function: protein binding. Gene Ontology annotation, biological process: mRNA splicing, via spliceosome. Lineage: Eukaryota; Fungi; Ascomycota; Leotiomycetes; Helotiales; Pleuroascaceae. Bases 1 to 1455 code for a protein of 484 amino acids. The record is from RefSeq and is a predicted model, not a curated record. Gene Ontology annotation, cellular component: catalytic step 2 spliceosome; precatalytic spliceosome; Prp19 complex. The transcript is spliced from 3 exons.
AUGUCCGCCGCAGUCGCCCCAGCUGGAGACGCCCAGGUCGACCAUCUCAAGUCACUCAUACAACAGAACGCGAAGAGAUCAAGAGCGCUCUUUGCAGAGAGCCAAAACAAGCAAGAUGAUUCGAAUAUCACAGAAGCCGCAGAACGACUCGCGAUAGCAUCACGUAUCCACGCCGAAUAUGACAGUGUGAAGGAGCUACCGCCUGCUCUCGCAGCUAAAAUGGCAAGCGCGUCAGGCCCGCGAAAGAAGCCAAAGACCGCCCGGGCAGAGGAGGUUGCCACCGAUACGAAAACGAUGAAGCUUAUAGAAGGGGUAGUCUCGAGGGACAGCGACGCUGGCAGUUCAUCAACGGCAUUGACGGUUCGAGGGAGGCCUGCUGCAGGAAAUUUACCGCCGAAUGCCAAUGGACCUACGCUACAAAAGGAUCUGCCAUCUUCGAGCAUGGUUCGCAAACAGACGGUUGUUCACGUUAAACCCGAAUGGCACGCUCCUUGGAAGCUUAUGCGCGUUAUUUCAGGGCAUCUAGGGUGGGUUAGAAGUUUGGCUGUUGAACCAGAGAAUAAAUGGUUUGCAAGCGGGGCUGGGGAUCGCACGAUUAAGAUUUGGGAUCUUGCGACGGGGUCACUGAAAUUGACCUUGACGGGGCAUAUAUCGACUGUGAGAGGCCUGGCAGUUUCACCACGGCACCCAUAUCUCUUUUCUUGCGGAGAGGAUAAAAUGGUGAAGUGCUGGGACUUGGAAACGAAUAAGGUUAUCCGUCAUUACCACGGCCACCUAAGUGGUGUCUAUACGCUGGCCCUCCACCCGACUCUAGAUGUUCUGGUUACCGGUGGCCGUGAUGGCGUGGCAAGAGUUUGGGAUAUGAGGACGAGGAGUAACAUUCACGUCCUCGGUGGGCAUAAGGGUACGGUUGCCGAUCUCAAGUGUCAAGAGGCAGACCCUCAGGUCAUCACCGCAUCCCUCGACUCUACAGUGCGGUUGUGGGAUCUGGCAGCAGGCAAGACGAUGGGUGUUCUUACCCAUCACAAGAAGGGCGUAAGAGCUUUAGCAGUCCAUCCGAAAGAGUUUACUUUCGCAAGCGGAAGUACUGGGAGUAUCAAACAGUGGAAGUGUCCUGAAGGAGCGUUCAUGCAAAAUUUCGAGGGCCAAAAUUCGAUUAUUAAUACGCUGGCCGUUAAUGAGGAUAAUGUUCUAUUUUCUGGUGGUGAUAAUGGAUCAAUGAGCUUUUGGGAUUGGAAAUCGGGUCACAGAUACCAAUCCCUGGACACUACAGCACAGCCAGGUUCGCUCAAUGCCGAAGCGGGAAUUAUGAGCUCGACAUAUGACCGGACCGGUCUUCGUUUGAUUUGCGGAGAAGCAGAUAAGACUAUCAAAGUAUGGAAACAAGAUGAAACGGCGACUCCGGAGACGCAUCCGCUGGAAUGGAAACCAACUUUAGGCAGGCAAAAGUUUUGA